Molecule: messenger RNA, 2510 nt
Organism: Neltuma alba
Lineage: Eukaryota; Viridiplantae; Streptophyta; Magnoliopsida; Fabales; Fabaceae
Product: DEAD-box ATP-dependent RNA helicase 7
Exons: 14
Coding region: 110-2200 (696 amino acids)
Molecular function (GO): RNA binding; ATP binding; RNA helicase activity
Source: RefSeq, a predicted model, not a curated record
UCGUCUCCUGCUUCUGCAAGUCACUGCCUUAACCUAAUUGAAGCAGGAGCCUCCGCCUCCCUUCGAUACCCAGCCACACCGACGUUGUCUUGUCUUUACCCACUGAGCCAUGCCUUCUCUUCCUGUCUCCGAUAUUGCUCUUUCUGAGACUCCCAAAGAUAAGAAGGAGAAGAAGAAGAAGAUGAAGAACGAGGCUCUGAUUGAAGAGGGAGUUUCUGCGAAGAAGAAGAAGGAGAGCAAGAAGCGUAAAGCUUUGGAUGCUGAGAUGGUGGCGAGUGAGGAUGAGGUAAAGAGUGAGACUAGCUCCGAGUUGGUUGAGCCUGAUAGUGUGAAAGACAAGAGGAAGAAGAAAAAGGCCAAGAUGGAUGAACCAGAAGAUAAAGAGGAAGAGGUUGAGAAGGAGAAUCCUAAUGCAAUUUCGAACUUUAGGAUCUCGGCCCCGUUGAGAGCCAAGUUAAAAGAGAAGGGGAUUGAAUCACUAUUUCCUAUUCAGGCCAUGACUUUUGCUACCAUCCUCGACGGCUCUGAUUUGGUUGGUCGGGCUCGCACUGGGCAGGGUAAAACUCUUGCCUUUGUGUUACCGAUAUUAGAGUCUUUGACAAAUGGUCCUACAAAAGCAGCGAGAAAGUCUGGGCAUGGAAGGUCUCCAUGUGUUCUUGUGCUUUUACCUACUAGAGAAUUGGCCAAACAGGUGUUCGCUGAUUUUGAGGUUUAUGGUGGGGCACUGGGAUUGACCUCUUGUUGUUUAUAUGGUGGAGCUCCAUAUCAAGGACAAGAAAUUAAACUCCAGAGGGGCGUUGAUGUUGUUGUUGGAACUCCAGGACGGAUAAAAGAUCAUAUAGAGAGGAAAAAUCUUGACCUGAGCCAACUUAAGUUCCGUGUCCUCGAUGAAGCAGAUGAGAUGCUGCGGAUGGGUUUUGUCGAAGAUGUUGAGCUCAUUCUGGGUGAGGUAGAGGAUGUUAGUAAAGUCCAGACACUUCUUUUCAGUGCUACAUUGCCAGAGUGGGUUAAGAGUAUUUCUAAGAAAUUUCUGAAAUCUGAUAAAAAAACUGCUGACCUGGUGGGCAAUGAGAAAAUGAAAGCUAGCAUUAAUGUUAGGCAUAUCGUUCUCCCGUGCUCCAGUUUUGCCAGGUCCCAACUUAUUCCAGAUGUUAUACGUUGCUAUUGCAAUGGAGGCCGGACAAUUAUAUUUACUGAAACAAAGGAGUCUGCUUCUGAGCUUGCAGGGUUGUUGCCUGGUGCACGAGCUCUGCAUGGUGAUAUACAGCAGUCACAACGUGAGGUUACCUUGGCUGGUUUCAGGGCGGGGAAAUUUACCACAUUAGUGGCCACCAAUGUGGCAGCCCGUGGUUUGGACAUUAAUGAUGUUCAGUUGAUUAUCCAGUGUGAACCCCCACGUGAUGUAGAAGACUAUAUUCAUCGGUCUGGGCGCACUGGAAGAGCAGGUAAUACUGGAGUUGCUGUUAUGCUUUAUGAUCCAAGAAAGUCAAAUAUAUCAAAAAUAGAAAAAGAAUCUGGUGUGAAAUUUGAACACAUAUCCGCUCCCCAGCCUGCUGAUAUUGCUAAAGCUGUUGGUGGGGAUGCUGCUAAAAUGAUAACCCAAGUGUCCGAUAGUGUCGUCCCUGCAUUCAAAUCUGCCGCAGAGGAUCUUUUAAACAAUUCAGGCUUAACAGCUGUUGAUUUACUUGCAAAAGCUCUUGCCAAGACUAUUGGUUAUACGGAUAUAAAGAAAAGAUCACUACUUACUUCCUUGGAGAAUUAUGUCACGCUACUUCUUGAGAUUGGAAGACCCGUUUACACCCCUUCAUUUGCAUUUGGAAUCUUGAGGAGAUUCUUGCCUGAGGAGAAGGUUGACUCUGUGAAGGGUCUCACUAUCACUGCAGAUGGAAAUGGUGCUGUCUUUGAUGUGCCAGCUGAGGACCUGGAUACCUUCCUUACUGGUCAGCAAAACGCUGCUAAUGUUAGCUUAGAAGUAUUGGAAGUAUUACCAAGUUUGCAAGAAAGAGACCAAUCAAGAGGUAGAUUUGGUGGUGGUCGUGGCAGCGGUGGUGGCAACAGGUUUUCCGGUGGAAGGGGUGGUGGCAACAGGUUUUCUGGUGGAAGGGGUGGUGGUAGAUUUUCUAAUGAGAGAAAUGGUAGGUUUUCCAAUAAUUCUAGAGGUGGGAGAGGUCGUGGCAACAAUGGGGCAAAGAGGUGGUGAAAAGAUUGAGUGUAGUCUAUUUGUGAAGACUAAGGAAGUGGUAGUUUUAGUGUUGGUAUAUGGAGGAUCAAAGUUCUGAUGGGCUCAGCUUGCCCGCAUAAUUAAUUCAGAAUAUUCUUAUAUUUUGUGUUAUUUGUCAUUCUCUUUCAUACAUCUGGGGGUUGGAUUUGCCCCCCCAGUUUGUAUGAGUUUUUGUUUUGCUUCGCAUUAUUUUUCUCAUUUUUCACUAGAUUGUAAUAUCAGUUUUAUGUCUGUAUGGAAAUUCCAAAAAGAAAUUAUACUAUAUAUAUUUUCUGUUUUUUGAUUAUUA